CGGAAGCGUGUCGGUGCCCGCGGCGGAAGGGAGGUGCUGAGGCAGCCCAUGCUUAGCUAUGGCUUUCCGGUAGUGCCGGUGGUUCCUGUUCUUGGCUUGCCGCUGUGAGCGGGCGGCAUGGCCGUGAGGCAGGCGCUAAGAGCGAUGCGGCCUCAUGGCAGCCUCCCGCCCGCCUCCACCUCGCGUCACCGCCUCACGGCCCCCUGCCCCGCAAGACGCGGCCUCAGCGCCUGCCCGGGGUGGGCGAAGCGAGUGGGUCGGGCCCGACGCUGCGGGGAGAGUGGUGUGAGCAACUCUGUGUCUUCGUUUUUAGAAAGCAAGGGCGGUGUUUCCUUGCUGGGAAAUAGGAAGCUAUUUUUUGACACUCAUGCUCUGGUUUGCCUACUGGAACAAAAUGGAUUCACUACUCAGCAGUCAGAGGUGAUCGUAUCUGCAUUUGUGAAAAUCGUGAACACCAACCUGGAUAUGAUUUACAAGGACAUGGUGACCAAAGUACAGCAGGAGAUUGCUCUUCAACAAGUAAUGUCCCAUAUUGGUGGAUUGAAAAAGGACAUGAUUAUAUUGGAAAAAAGUGAGUUUUCAGCACUUCGUUCAGAAAAUGAGAAAAUAAAACUCGAACUCCAGCAGAUAAAGAAGCAAGUCAUGGAUGAAAUUACCAAAGUUCGUGCAGAUAACAAACUAAACCUAAACCUAGAGAAGAGCAGAGUAAAAGAAUUGUAUUCACUUAAUGAAAGAAAACUACUCGAAAUGAGGACAGAAAUAGUGGAAUUGCAUGCACAGCAAGAUCGAGCUCUGACCCAAACUGACAGGAAAAUAGACACAGAAGUUGCUGAUCUGAAAACAAUGCUGGAAACUCACAAACUUGAUAAUAUUAAGUACUUAGCAGGUUCAGUAUUUACAUGCCUUACUGUAGCACUGGGAUUUUAUCGUUUGUGGAUGUAAUAAAGCAUCACUUUACAGGGACUUCUACUGUAUUGUUUUCUGAAAAAGAAAAAAUGUCUUCGCUUGAAUUUCAACCAAGUCUUGAAUGUUUUAUUUAUUUUUUUUUCUGAAGAAGACUAUAUUGAGAAUGUAACCAAAGAUGUGCCUCAAAACAAACUACGUAUGUCAUGCCUUAUUGCAACUUACCUCUGAUCAAAGCAUGGUAAAAGCAUUGGUGUUAUUUUUCUUCAUUCUGAACUGCAAUAUGCCUUGCUGUUGUAAAGUGCCAUAUAAGCAAAGACUGACAUUCAUACCAAUUGUAUGGGGCUGCAUGCACUGGGAAUUACGUCCUGUUGUCUGUUCAGAUGUGCUUACCAGAGUCACUUGCAUUGGACUGGAAUUGUGAUUAUUAGUAUAAAAGUGAUAGUAAAUGUUUUGUGGCUUGGAAGCACUCUGGUUUAAGUAGGAUUUGUGUUAACUGAAUCAUGCUUGCUUCUCUCCUUCUAACACUUGAUCAUACAGUUGCUAUGAUCGGAUACGUCUUGCCAUUUUUAUAACAGUACAGUCAUCAGCUUCUUUCUCAGAUGACCAUUGAAUCAAUCAUCUUUUAUGAAUACUGUGUAGUGGUAGCAGUGUUUGCUGCUAGUUUUGCUUUUAAUAUAUCUGUAGAUUUUUUUACUAACUCACCUUUUUAUACAUCAGUUUCUAAUACUCAUUCCAUGUGCUGAUUUUUAACUUAACCACUGUAACUGGGAGUUUGAAAUGCUGUAAAAUACAUUAGUUUUAUUACAUGGCUAAAUUAUACAAGCUGUCUCUGGUGCUGCUUCCUUGUUGGAAAGAAAUUGGUGUUUCUGGAAAGGAAAGAUAUUUUUUUUUUAGUGGGUGGUUAUGAAGCAGCAUCAUUCAUGAUGGAACUGCAAUAUUGUCUGUCUUCUGUUUGUUUUCUUGUCUUAUUAAAAAAAAAAAAUCCUACUGGUACUUCUAAUGUGGAACUUGGAUAGUGAUUAUAUAUAUUAUAUAUAAUGAUGAAAGUAGUAAUGGAGGAUAUUUAAACUCAAUCUGAGCAAGCCCUUGUGAACUAGCACAAUGCAACUGAAAGCUACAAAUGGAAGCAUCCUGUGUAUGCAGGUAAAUACAUCCAUCAUUCUUCCCUUCAGGAAGUAACAGCUUUAGUAACAGUCAUCUGUGUUCCUUCAUUUAAGGGAAAUAUUGUCUUCUUGCUUCUUAGGAAAAGAGAAUGACCUAUGCACUGGUAAUAGAUGAUGUUAGAGGACAAUCUUGGCUUUGUUUAAUUAAAGUAAAGCUUGUGUCUGUGUCAUAAAAGCUAUUUAAUGUUUUUGGUGGUUGCCAAUGCAAAGUGAUGCGAACUUGAAAUAAAGAAUUUCAUAUAUUUCAUAGAA
Coturnix japonica (Japanese quail) is the source of this 2321-nucleotide messenger RNA. It is a transcript of the gene MCUR1, whose product is annotated as mitochondrial calcium uniporter regulator 1. The record is from RefSeq and is a predicted model, not a curated record. Gene Ontology annotation, biological process: calcium import into the mitochondrion; positive regulation of mitochondrial calcium ion concentration. Lineage: Eukaryota; Metazoa; Chordata; Aves; Galliformes; Phasianidae. Gene Ontology annotation, cellular component: mitochondrion; mitochondrial inner membrane.